Molecule: messenger RNA, 5628 nt
Organism: Pollicipes pollicipes
Lineage: Eukaryota; Metazoa; Arthropoda; Thecostraca; Pollicipedomorpha; Pollicipedidae
Product: sex peptide receptor
Exons: 2
Coding region: 128-1354 (408 amino acids)
Biological process (GO): G protein-coupled receptor signaling pathway
Cellular component (GO): membrane
Molecular function (GO): G protein-coupled peptide receptor activity
Source: RefSeq, a predicted model, not a curated record
GCGGACACCUUCCCGACCGCCCGAAUCUAGAAGCACGGUGUGCGAGUCACUGACAGCAGUAAACAACUGGACAUAUUUUCGGUGCGCCCAGCAGGCUGGCAGAAGCGAGUGCGCUGUGUAGCCGGCCAUGACACCAAACCGAUCACUGCUGCGGAAAAUGUUCGCCAACUACGCUUGCCGCGAGGGCGACAUAGUGUUCGAGCACGUCAACGAUACGGUCAUCUGCUGGGACCGCAACGCCUCCAGACAUGUGCCGGUGUCUCUCAACGUGACGCAUCAAGUGCCGAUCGACUACGGGCUACCACUGUAUGGAUACGUCAUGCCAUUCCUCCUGGUCGUCACCAUCAUCGCCAACACGCUGAUUGUGGUGGUGAUGAAUCGGAGGCACAUGCGAACGCCAACCAACCUGGUUCUGAUGUCAAUGGCCAUCUCAGACAUGCUGACACUGCUUCUUCCCGCCCCGUGGAUGCUCUACCUGUACACGUUCGGCAACUACAACAAGCCGCUGGACUCUGUGUACGCGUGCUACAUGUACGUGACGCUGACGGAGACGUUGCCGUCGCUGUUCCACACGAGCAGCAUCUGGCUAACGCUGGCGUUGGCCGUGCAGCGCUACAUCUACGUGUGCCACGCGGCCGCCGCUCGCACCUGGUGCACCGCUCCACGCGUCAUCAAGGCCAUCAUCUGGAUCUACAUGGUGUCGCUGAUGCACCAGUCUACUCGCUUCUUUGACCGCAGCUUCACCACUGUCGAGAUCAUCUAUCAGGGUCGCGUGGCCACGAGCUGCGCUCCCAGUAUACCUCACUGGAUCACCGAUGGCCACUCGCAGGACUUCUACUUUGGUUUCUACUACGGGUUCCGCGUUCUCUUUGUCCACAUGCUACCCUGCAUCUCGCUGGUGGUUUUCAAUAUCCUGCUGUUCCGCACUUUACAGGAGGCACAGGCCAAGCGAGACAUGUUGUUCAGAGAAAGCAGCUCGAAGGGUAAGCGGGAAUGCAAGAGGGCCAUCGACUCAAACUGUACCACGAUGAUGCUCAUCGUCGUCGUGAGUGUGUUCUUGAUCGUUGAGAUUCCGUUGGCUGUCGUCACCUGUCUCCAUAUCAUUGAGAAUCUCAUGGACAACGCGCAGCUGCUAGACUACGAAGUCAGUAAGGCACUGGUAGUCAUCAUCAAUUUCAUCAUCAGCCUCUCCUACCCCGUCAACUUUGCGAUCUAUUGCGGCAUGUCCAGACAGUUCCGCGAGACGUUCCGUGAUCUCUUCAUCUCCGGGAAGUCGGUCACGUCCAGCGUGACGGGAACUGGAAGCACUCGCUACUCGACAGUGAAUGGACCACGCACAGAGACCAUCCUCUAGAACAAGAAAGCGAUGUGCUUCAAGGAGGUCGUAGCUUGUCCGGAAGCUAACCGGAAGACGCCCGGAAGUGGCCUGGAAGUGGGUGGCCUUGGCUGCGCCAUUAGUGCUGUCAGCUGCACUUCCGGCGCGUCUUCAACGGCGGCGCGUCAUUGUCCGCGCCCAGCAGAACAAGGGACAGCCGGGGCUGAGCGGCGACCGUAGGCCGGCGGUUGUCGGCCAGCAGAACACGGCCCUGCCGAGGCUGAGCGCCGAACGUAGGCCGGCGACUGCCGCCCAGCAGAACACGGCCCUGCCGAGGCUGAGCGGCCACCGCUGGCCGGUGGCUGUCGGCCAGCAGAAGACGGCCUUGCCGAGGCUGAACGGCCACCGCUGGCCGGCGACUGCCGCCCAGCAAAACAUGGGCCCACCACUCGCCAUCGGCUGUCGCUCAGUAGAACACGGGCUUGCCGCUCGCCGGUGGCGGUCACGCCCAGACGUCAGUGUCGGAUACCAUAGCUCGGUGUGGGCGGGCUGCGCGGGGUUGUGAGACCAGUUGUUCUGGGAGUUCCACAUCUGUGACGGCAGGGCACAAGUGGUGAUGAUCGCUGGCUGGAGGCAGCCGGCUGUCCCGUGCUUGCUAUGUAGAUGUGUGUGGCGUAGCUGACCGACCGGACCCAAUACGUACCGCAUGCUAAACCAGCUUUGACGGUUUGUUCCGGUUGCAAAACCAAGCACUUAGGUACAUGACCUUGUUGUAAGGACUGAACCACCCGGAAGACUUCAAGCACGCACCGCUGUCCGUGUGACUCAAGUAGCUGUAUACUACCACCUCCGUGACUAGUGCUUUUAAUAAUUUGUCCACGGCCCAUGCACGUGGGGUUCGGCUCGGCUGUUGAUGUUUCCUCUCGCUGAAUCCCAGCCUCCUCCCACUGGCUGUACGCACAAGAGCUGCCGUCAGCUGCCACCCAGCUGCGACACGGCCCGUCUGCACCGCCUGCCUGGCCACCUCACUCGUUGACCGUCAGUCACCCGUGACGGCCCUUGGCGGCGUGGUCGACCUUUGCGAGACGGCAGCUGAGCUCCGUCUCGGCCUCCCUUGCUCAGCCCGACGGGUGCCGCCGGUCUCCUGGCCUUCGUCUGCCCUUGAUCACAUCAUCGAGCUUCGUCGAUCGUAUCAUUCGUUCAGAGGAUGUCUUCAGCCUGGGUUACGCUUCUGCUCGGUCUCUGUGCACAUAGUCUGUGCAUGCCCUACGCUUAGCCUGCGCGGUAAGGUAAACAUUUGCUGUUACUACGUGUGCCUCAGUUUCAGUCCUGUCCCCAGUUACCAUGGGGGUAGGGGAACUUGUUUAUUCGCCCAGUCUCCAAACAGCAUGGGUCUCCGUCACACCCUCAGUCUCUGAGUUGUGCCCCGUCUCUGUCACACACUCAGUCUCUGAGCUGUGCUGGGUCUCUGUCACACACUCAGUCUCUGAGUUGUGCUGGAUCUCUGUCGCACACUCAGUCUCUGAGUUGUGCUGGGUCUCUGUCACACACUCAGUCUCAAAGUUGCGCCCCGUCUCUGCCAUACACUCAGUCUUUGAUUUGCGCCCCGUUCCUGCCACACACCCAGUCUCUGAGCUCUACCCCGUCUCUGCCACACACUCAGUCUCUAAGUUGCGCCCCGUCUCUGUCACACACUCAGUCUUUGAAUUGUGCCUCGUGUCUGUCCGCGUGGUUAUAAUCUGUGCUAUGCUCAUUUCCUCUCCGGCUGUCGUGAGUCUGACCUCAUUGGCAGCAGUUCGCGUCUUCAGCUCGGCUGGCCGGCCAGCAGCAGCACACAAGCCAGUGUGACGCGUACGCCUUCCACAAAUGCACACAUUCUGGCGCAUCCGAGACCUGACGGCUUAACACCAGCAAUGUGUGAUGGCACACCGCCAUGGUGCGCUUUACGUGAGUGUCAUGGUCAUUGGCAUCGCGUUUGCACCGUAUUGACGAGCGUGCUGACACAUGGUUUGAUUCCUGAUGCGCUGCUUGCUGUCGACAUUGGCCUCCCGCUGUUAAUUCUGGGAAUAGCUACCCAUCUAAAUCGAGUUUACAAAGGUCACCGCAAUGACACGGCACGUCGUCAUCCGUUGGCCAGCCAGCGCUGCUGCUCGCUGGGCAUAAGUUGUCAAUCUUCGCCACCAGGAAAGGUGGGCAUUAUUGGAGAGAAUAGCCAUUGAGCCCGAUUACAUGUCACAGAUCAUUCGGCGGCCGGGCAUCGCCGCCACCGCGUCCGCGUUCCGUUUCAAGCAGCACCCUGUUGGAAAUCGCCACAGGUCGGCGGGUUUGCUUAUGUAAGCCACAGCGGCGGUCCGGUGUUUAUUUAUCCGAACAAAGGUCAGUUGGGCUCGUCGAACAAAGACAGAAAGUGUUCCAAACGUGCUAGGAAAAGACAUUGUGAGUGAGUUUUGCCGGGACAGAGUUCCAGAACGUCAUCACGAGGUUGUUGCUACGCGGUUCCAAGCUUUUCAAUUAGUCGGCGAAAGGCUGCUUAUGGAAGUAUCGCUAAUCCCGGAUGAUCGCGGGAACGUGCGGUGAAUCUCCUUUCAAAAUACUUCAGGACGAGCUUUAAGGCAGUGAAAACCUCCUGAGCACCAAUGCAUGUCCGUGCUGCAUAGCUCCUUUGUCUGUCUGUUAAACUUAGUUCAAGUCAAGCAAAAAGUUAAGUUUGACAGAGCCAUCACCGUGUUCGUUCUAAGCGCAAUCCCGGUUUGCUUAUUUGUUAUAUUUUGCAAGGACUACGAUACACCAGAUGUAACGGACAGGUGUGUGGGGAAGAUUGGCACCUUUUAGGUGUCAUAUUUCUUCUCGCUUCUUCACCAGAUAUGAAGGUAAUAAGUUGGUUCGCGACCAAUGCACGUUGCCAAGUGACAGUUGGUAACAUGCAUGUCACGCAGCGAUCUGAACCCGCGUUGGGAAAACUGUUGUGUUUCAGCUACAAAAACAUCCGCACGAAUCCCAUCACCUGCGUAUGGUCUCCAGCGCACAAACCCCGAGGCCAGGCGGCGGCCAGUAGGGCAGUGCGUGUGCGUGUGCGUGUGCGUGUGCGCGUGUCGCGGCGGUGCUGGGUGUGGCCGGGCGUGCCAUGGCAGAGUCCGGGCCGGGCCGCCCCGGACUGGCGCUGGGCCGCGGCCUCGUGGUCGCACGUGAUGUAAUGCUGCGCGACUGCGGCGACGUUCCCCGUGUGAGCACGGCAGCCUUCCGCACACCGGCUCUGCGCCUCGUUAGGAGGGUCGGAAUGUUCAACGGACGGGAAGAACACCAUAUAAAAGCUGAGCGUUUUGUGAUUCCAAUGCCUUUCGUGUCAGAAAUAUGUCAAGUUUUUAUUAAGUGUAUUAUUCGUGCCAUUCUCUAACGUGUUCCAUUUGUCCUGUCAUAACCAAUUGUUCCAAUGUAAUCAUUGGGUUACUGAUUUAAUCACCAAAGCCGCACCAUCUGUCGCGUUAGAGAAGGUGUUAGGUGGACGAAAAUUUGUCAAAAACAGUCUACUAGCAGCAUUAUCGUUUACUAGGGAAGGGGAGUGAUACGUUUAUGGAAAGCGUCAUUUCAGUAUACCCGCACCAUUUCCAGAUACUUUCCGUUGGCAGCACCUUCCAAACAACAGUUCAGCACCAUGGUGGCACUUAUGAUUGAACAAACAAAAUAAAACCACACGGGCACGUGCCGGCACCACGCCGUUUUGGCAGGCUACAAGAUUCGGAUACCGGCACGCAAGGUAGGAAAAUAGACAACUGCCAAUGAUCCACGACUCCAUGUCAAGGGUAACCAAUCAGCUUUGACAUUAUGUCACCCCCAUUUGCCUAGGAUGGUAAGCGGUUGCUGUCUUAGCGAAGUAUUAGACAGGAUUCAAAAACAGCAAACAACAGCCGAAUGGUUCCAAUGCAAUCACAAUGUGUCAGAAUCGUGUCUCAAACGUCAUUGCGCCGUUCAAAUUCGGAACAGUUCCGUUUUAAUCUCGUGUAAAUAGCAGCACAUUAGUUGAAAUAAAAUAACCUCUAGGUUUGGAUUCGUUUUCGGCUGCCAGAGGUGGUAAAAAGUUCUGAAUUAGUGGAUGAAGGUGGUGACAAAAAGGUGCAUUUGUACGGGACGCUUGAUGACAACAAUCCUUUUGAUGAAAUAUUUCAAUGGCAGCCAUGACAAAAUAUUGCGACGCACAAUGCAUGAUCCAACAUGAAGCCUCCAUGGUCCCACAUUUGGUCACACAACACAAGCGCACCUUUAGUAAAUGCCCUUUACCGCAUCCUUCGGCACCAUGGUAUCUUGUUUAGGUUGCA